Messenger RNA from Fonsecaea nubica, 1326 nucleotides. RefSeq lists its product as hypothetical. The coding region runs from base 1 to 1326 and encodes 441 amino acids. The transcript is spliced from 3 exons. The record is from RefSeq and is a predicted model, not a curated record. Gene Ontology annotation, biological process: 'de novo' NAD+ biosynthetic process from L-tryptophan. NCBI's taxonomy places the organism in Eukaryota, Fungi, Ascomycota, Eurotiomycetes, Chaetothyriales, Herpotrichiellaceae. Gene Ontology annotation, cellular component: cytoplasm. Gene Ontology annotation, molecular function: heme binding; metal ion binding; indoleamine 2,3-dioxygenase activity.
AUGCGUGAUGCACCCAGUGAGAUUGCCCGAAGAUACGGCAUCUCGGCCAAGUCCGGCUUUCUUUGUGAUACCGCUCCUUUGAGACGCCUACCAGACCUCUCCUACCAGCCCUGGGAGACUUUGGUCGAGAAUCUGCCUGAACUCAUCGCGAGCGAUGUCAUCAGGGCGAGGAUCGACUGCCUGCCGAUUCUGGAUACAGGCCAGCUGCACAGCGACGCAGAAUGGCAGCGAGCAUAUGCGGUCCUGGGGUUUUUGACUCACGCAUAUAUCUGGGGCGGAGAACGACCGGCAGAGCACCUCCCACCUCAACUUAGCUGCCCUUUUCUAGCCGUGUCUCAGCGCUUAGGACUGCCGCCAACCGCGAUGUUCUCGACGCUUAGUCUUUUGAACUUUGGCUUGAAAACCCCCGACAGUGAUUGGGCCAACCCUGACAAUCUCGAGUCGUUGCUCUCUUUCACCAACACAAAAGAUGAAGAGUGGUUCUACAUGGUAUCCACGGCCAUUGAAGCAAAGGGCGGGCCUCUCAUUCUGACGAUGCUUCAAUGCAUCCAGGCUGUAAAUGACUGCGAUGACGACAUUAUUUUGAAUUGUCUUCGAGCCUUUGCGAGUGGGAUUGGAGAAAUUGAAAAUACGCUCAAACGCAUGUAUGAACAUUGCGAUCCCCAGGUAUUCUAUCACAACAUUCGACCGUUCUGUGCAGGUUCCAAGGGCAUGGCAGCGGCUGGACUGCCAAAUGGUGUCUUUUACGACGAGGGCGAUGGCCGAGGUCAGUGGAGGCAGUAUAGUGGCGGGAGCAAUGCCCAAAGCCCCCUGAUCCAGCUCUUCGACAUCUUCCUCGCGGUUGAACAUUAUGAAACGGGAGACAACAAUACUCGCCGGCCCAGGUCGCAGGAUGAAGGAACCGGGCCGAAUGGAUACUUACAGGAGAUGAGGAACUACAUGCAACCACGACACCGCGAGUUUCUCGGACAGGUUGAACGAAUGAGCAAUGUGCGGGGAUACAUCUCACGGGAGGGAGCCCCGACGGCGCUCAAGGCCGCAUACAACGACGCCGUCGCGGCGUUGAGUCACCUGCGCAAUAGCCACAUCCAGCUCGUCGCCAGGUACAUUGUCAUGCCCUCGCGGCGCCCGCCAGCGGCAUACAUCGUGCAGCGCAAGGGGGCGAACCUGGCCACGGCGUGCUCGGCGCCGCGAAAAGCCGGAGCAGGAGCUGGGACCGGGUCCGACGACGCAUCGGCGACGAGACAGUUACACGGCACGGGCGGGACAAGCGUGAUGCCGUUUUUGAAGAGGACCCGUGAUGAGACCCGCGAGGCUGUGCUGUAA